AAAUCAGUUGCCACAGCCGCUGAACGGGCACUUUUCAUUGGAUUACAGAUUACAACAACAACUAACAGUCAAAUAAAACAAAAGUUGAAAUGAGGAGGAUAUUUAAUCCCACUGAUACAUGCAGUAAAGAUGUGUAGACCAAAGUCACCAUUUUGUUUCUUGUUUGAAUUAGUGACAGACAUGUGAGAGGCACAUAGGAAGUUACAGAUCCUGUCAGAGAUGCCUCCUGGAGAGGAGAGGAGAAAAUCCAUCUCUGUCAAAGAAUGUUUUAAUGAAAACAAUUGACAUAGCAGCACAUAAAACUUCCAAGUAAAGAACAUAAAAAGUGAGAUGUAUUUUGUUUCGAAGAAAGCAGAAUUUGAAACUUAAAGGAUGGAUAUAAGUUACAUGUAGUCUCUAACCUAAUUAAGUCUUAAAUUAGUGUUUAAUUGGACAAUGGUGACACAGAAUGCUAUAUAUGGAAAAUAUGGUCGACCACAUCAAUGCGCAUGUUAUAGACAGCUUGUGUUGCCUCCUAUAGACAAGACUAUGGAACCAUGUGCGAAAAACACAGAAAUCAAAGACCUUCAGCAGCUUCUUGGUUAUAUCAAACUACCCAUCAGCCACAAACAGCUUCCAUCAAUCACACAAGAAAGAAAGAAUGGAUCUCUGGAAUGUUGUCAGUGGCCUUCACCUCAGCAAAGGUCAGGAGGUCAAACAUUGUCAGCAGAAGACACAGCUUUACAACAGUUCAGUUCCAAAUACCAUGCUGUACGGAAUUUCAGCCAGCAUGCACAUCAUGCCAAAUUCCUCGAAGUAUUCUCCGCCCUGAUCAAAUACAGGCUCUGUAACAGUGACUGGAUGAUUUGGGCAGCACCAGAAAGUAUUCUCCGCAUGUUAAUGUGUCUCCGUAUCCUCAUGCGUGACUCCACAUACCAGAAACAUUUCUUCGAGCUGGGUGGGGUAAAGCAGUUGUCAGAAUAUUUCAACAAGGCAACUGACAGUUAUCUCUAUUUUGGUGACACACCCUGUAUGGUGGACAUUCUCAAAGAAAUGACCAACAUAUUCCAGAAGCUGUCGUCAGUUGUUGAACAACAAGAAUGGUUAAUUGCCUGUGGUGCUCAUAGGUCUCUGGUGUUACUGCUCUCUUCCAAUGAUGUGAUUGUAUUACACUGCUCUCUCCUGGCCCUCAUCUGUCUUGCUCAAAGUCCACAGCCUCGUUUGAUGAUCGGAGAUUUGAACUGUGUGGAACAACUGCUAAGAAUAAUACAGGAAUAUGACAAUGUUUCGAAAAAACAUGCAACUCGUCUUCUAUGCCUGUUGUGCCAAGACAUGCAUACACGAGACGAGAUCAAGCUACAUGAUGGUGUUCCGAUACUUCUCAGUCAGCUGGUGUCAGAUAAUGCUAACAUGUUGUGUCAGGUGGUCUGGUGCAUUGCGACAUUGUGUGUGGACCAGGACAUCAGUAAAGAUGUGAGACAAGUUGGCGGUAUUCCUCUCCUCUUAUCUCUAUUACAUGAGCGGACAUUUGUUUCUGAGAGAAAUGAGGCAAGUGGAUGUGCUAGUGCCAGUAUUCAUAGUCGAACAUUGACACAAGAUGAUGUAUUUGAUUUCUCUGCACAAGCAAACAAAAGUCCAAAGACAAAGGCUGAAGAAUUUAUGGAAACCCAAUACAAGCUAAAACAAGCAUGUUGUGGAGCUCUAGCAGAACUUGUCCUGAAUGACACCAAUGCCCAGCAGAUUGCCCAGGCUAACGGCAUCUAUACAAUUGGCUUGCUUAUACUUCCUCCCUGUUCUGAGUGCUCGUCCAGAGAACGGAAAGCAGCCCAGUUAUUACAGAGAUUUGCCUUUCGGACUUUACGGUUUCUGUUCAGUAUGGAAAGAAAUAGACGACUUUUCAAAAAGUUAUUCCCGGCAGAAUUAUACACAAUGUUCAUUGACAUAGGUCACUAUAACAGGGAAUUAUCUGCAUAUAAACCAUUGGUGCAACAUAUUAACAGUUUCAGUGUGGAUGUAAUUGAUUCAAUACGUGAAAACAUGAUGGAAAUGAACCAGAAUAGAACACCUACUCAUUAUAUAAAGGAUUAUGCUGUGUUUGAACAUUUAGGCCGUGGUGCCUUCGGUAGUGUGUAUAAAGUCAGAAAAAGAGUUGGUCAGACAUUUGUGGCUUUGAAAGAGAUUGAUUUAAUGAACCCAGCUUUAGGAAAAAGUGUAGAUAGAGAUAAAAGUGUUGGUGACAUGAUCAAUGAACUUCAGAUAAUGCGGCAGGGUAUACGUCACCCCAAUAUCGUACGAUACCAUAAAACAUUCCUUGAAGGCAAUACAUUGUUUAUAAUCAUGGACCUUAUUGAGGGGGCACCAUUGAAUGAACAUUUUAACUCCUUGAAAGAGAAGCGGGACACAUUUUCUGAAAACAGGAUAUGGAAUAUCCUUAUACAGAUGAUUUUGGCACUGAGGUAUUUGCAUAAAGAUAAAGGUAUUGUACAUCGAGACCUCACACCUAAUAACAUUAUGCUGGGAGAAAACGAUAAAGUCACUAUCACUGAUUUCGGUCUUGCCAAGGUUAAAGGUACAGAUACCAGUAAAAUGACAUCUGUUUGUGGAACUAUUCUAUACUCAUGUCCAGAGAUGGUUGAAGGUCACCCGUAUGGAGAGAAAGCAGAUAUCUGGGCUCUAGGGUGUAUCCUGUAUCAGAUGUGUGUCCUUGACCCGCCUUUCUUCAACACAAACAUGCUCACUCUAGUCAAGAAUAUUGUUGAAGGAAAGUACAAGUCUAUACCUGAUGGUUUAUAUUCUCAAAGACUGGUGGACACUGUGAAGAGCUGUAUUUGUCCGUCUGCUGACAAGAGACCAGAUACUGUACAGCUUGCGGGAGAAAUGUCCGACAUGAUCCUUCGUCAUAUGGACUCCCUUCAGUCAUCGCAGCUCACCCUGGAACGUAAACUCGACAGGGAGAGGAAAAGAACACAGAAGCACUUUGAGGAAGCUAAUCGGAAUAUGCAGAAGUACCACAAAAUCUGUCACAUAACUCAGGAACGUUAUGAGAAACUUGCAAACUUGGGGGGCAGUGGUGGUGCUUCAGGGUUUAAAGACGGGAAUAUGAAUGACAGUGCAUACGACUCCCAGAUUUCUCCAUCUGUUAACAGUCCAGAGGACACCGAGCCUGGUGGUUGGUCAUCAGAUGAUGACUCCUGUCCGAGUAGCGAGUACGAGAGUCAGAGCCGUGAGAGUAGCGCAGGCAGUACCCGCAGUGGAAGUCAGGGACUGAGACGAAACAAGACUAUGUCACAGCUACCACCAGUACCGACCCCUAGAAACAGAGAGAGUUACUCUCAGCAGUUGACAGUAGACAUUCCAAAUAGUUCUAAGAUAAGUCGAGACUCUGGCUUUGGUUCUGGUGACCCCAGUCCAGUUCAAGGUUACUCUCCCAGUAUGGCGAAUGGGGAUCACACAUUACACCACAAGGAAUUUUUUCGAUCAAAUAGCACUCCCACUCCGAAGGGACAGACAAAGAAAUCAAAGACAAGUAAGCGGCCCAAGAGUGCAAACACAGCAACAUUGACAAUUUCGAACCGACGUGUGCGUCAGAUCAGUGACCCAAUUACACAAAUGUUACAUACACUGCACAAGAUUAUCUAUAUAUCCCAGCUCCCACCAACCUUGAACCCCAACCCGAAGAGGAGAGUCAUUGAGAGGUUCAAGAGGGCUCUGUUUGGGCCACAAAGUUCAUCUUUCAACCUUAAAGGAGAACUUCAUAAGUUGAACACUGGAUCAAGAGAGAUUAUAGAUUUGAACUUUGGACCAAUUGGUGAAAGGAUUAGUUCAGCUGGCUCUGACUUGAGUCUUGGAUCUAAAAGUCGCAGGGGCUCUUCGUCAAGUAUUAGCUCAGCUGAUGGUAAUCAAAUGAAUUCUUCCAGCAGGAAAGGAAAAACUCCACGAGAGAGGGAAGAUUCCUUGAGAAGACGACAAAAUUCCUCAGAUCGGCAAAGAGGAAGUAGUAGUGAAAAAAGGGUCAGCUCCGCAGGAUCGGAUUCUGAUUCCUCGAUGAGUUCGACACUAAAAGCCAUGACGCCGAGGACAUUGACUCUAGAUUUAUCCGUUACACACCUUGAUCAUGAUGACAGUAUUACUUAUGAACAGUUACAGUCAAUGAUAGAAACAGUAUUAGUUGAAUGUGGAUACUACAGUGUUUCUCCACAGGGAAGGGAGAAAACUCCACCACAUGGAAGUUUUAUUUCCGAAUCAGUGAGAAGUCGCUUAAUGGCGUCUUCAAAUUUAACUUAGCAAUUGUGUUAAAUACAAAAUAAACACAGUCACAUUAAAUAUAUGUGACUAACAUUCAAAACUGUACCAGUUAUUAUUUCAGGUUUCUUUUUAUUCGUGGAAGAAACAUUCUCUACCUGUCAGAAGUUUCAUCAUUUUACAUAUACAUCAAUGUCACACAGGUUUUAUAUAUAUGUCUGAUUAUACAGGAAGACAGUUGGAUUUUAGUACUGAAUCAUGACUCACAAGGGAAGAGUAUAUAUACACUACAGGAGGUAACUCUUACAUAUUUAUAUAAAUAAUGUGAUAACAAGCAAAGUUCAAAGGAUUAUGUUAUAAUUUAUUCAUUGUUGAAGCAUUCCGUAUGUUAUUUUGUGCUAAAGUUUGUUGAAAAUACGUGUUUUGAAGUUUUAUAUAUUUAAUGAUAGAUAUGUUGGACAAAUUUAUUAACAUUUUGUUACCUAUGGUGAACAUAUUUAUUCAUAAGUUUCGAUCUUGAAAAGAUAUAUAGUUGUAAUUUAUUGUAGUUAUAUUUAAUAAAAGAUAGUGUGAUUUGAUUCAAUCAAAGUUUUAAAUUGUAUAUACAUGUAUCAUCAAGAAAUAUCAUUCCAUGGUAUUGUUACCUGUUGAUUUAUUGUUAGGCAUGUGCAUGUAGCUUUUUUUUCUGGGGCAUGAUAUUAAAGUUAAACAAAGUACUUAAACCAAUGUCAAAAUUCACAUAUGUAUUAACUCACAGAUUUUUAGCAAACAUGAAAAAUUUGUUUCCUACUUUGAUCUCUAUUUUUCUAGCAUUUUAACAACACUUAACAAUUCAUGUGAGUUUUUUGUACCAAAGGUACAAAUUAAAACUGUGAAUAAUUACAUUACUUAUUGCCUGUUGUAUAUUUGCUUAACUGAGACUCAGAAUUAAAUCCAUCCGAGGUUUUAUUAAUCUAUAGUCUAGUGUAGUUUUAUUUAUUUUCAUUGGCUUUAUUUAUUUAUUGAUUUAUUUAUUCUGUCUACAAUCAAAGACUUUAGUUUACAGAAACCGUCCAAGAAAUUUUUGUGCUGUUUAUUUUAUGCUUAUUUAUUUUUAAUAACUAAUGUUCUAAAAGUGCAUGUAGGUUUAGAUGUUUUCAUUGAGUUGACUAGAGACAAACCUUGUCUUGAUUGAUAAAUUUUGCUUGAAUAGCUUGACAUAUACCUUAGAUAUCUCAGCAUACUGCUUGAACAUGGCAAUGUAUCACUUGAAAGAAAGUCUCUAUUUAUUGCUUGAAUGUCCUUAUAUACAGCUUGAAUAUCUCGGCAUGUUGCUUGAAUAUUGCAACAAAUUGCUUAUAUAUCAAUUUCUUGCUGUAAUAUUGCAACAUACUGGUAUAACUCGAGUAUUGCAACAUAUUGACUGAAAAUCGCGGCAUAUUGCUUGAAUAUUACAGCAGAUCAUUAAAUUUUGAAUAUCUCAAUGCUAUGCACGAAAAUCUCAACAUUCUCCUUGAAUAUUUUAACAUAUUGCUUGAAUAUCACUGUACAUUUUGUAUAUUGCUUAUGUCUACAAAAUGUGAUAUUGUUAUUAGGCCAGUGAGAAUUUAUGAAUAUUGUGUACAAUUUCUAUUUUAAGUUAGUAUUUCAGUUACUUUCUAUACUUCAUUAUGAAUAUUUCCUUCUAAAAAGUUUGUAUCACAAAAAAACUAUGUGCAAAUUACACAAAAAUGGACAAAGAACUUCAUAUUUAAAAUCUUGUUAUAUACCAAAUUUAAAAAAAAAUUAACAUUUCUUUUGUUUUUAUCCAAAGGGAUAUUGAAUGUUCAGACUCUAGUUUUCACUCUUGUUUUAUUUUAUGAACGUUUUGACUUCAUAUUAUCACAUAUUGAUGUUCUUUUUAUACACAAAAACCAUCUUACUCUGAAUACAGUAGUUCUGCAUCUGAACACACGGUGUAUGUGAGCAGUGGGCUGGGUUGAAUUGUGAUGUGUGUCUUAAAUUUUUGGUAAGUUUUAUUUAAUCCAUUGAUCAAAAUGUCUCAGUUAUUCCGUCCAUUCCAUAAUUUUGAUUUUUACAUGAUUUUUGUGUGUGUCAUCCUACAUUUUACAUUAUGUAUAUGUGUAUAUCUCACUUUUUGACAUUUGUUCAAAAAGUAACUGCAUUAUGGAUUAUACACGUAACCAUUCCAGCUUCAAAAUGGUAAAAAGUGUUACUUCUCUUGCACUUUUUAUUGGGUUGUAAGGCAAGCUGAAUGAAAAACUAUUUUUACUUUCUUUUCUUUUUUAUUAGUUCAAAAAAGACCUGGCAUUAUUCACACUGAAUGUAAUGUUUUAAAGCACUAUCUUAUGAAAGUGUAGUCUUAAUAAGUUUUAUUUAAAAAUUGUGUUAAAAUCUAGAUGCAUACUGUAAAAUAUUUAAUAUUUAUGGGGGGACUAAUUUUCAUGGAUUUCAUGGACAGUUGAGUAUAUAUAUGUAAAACUCGCACUAUUUUGUGUUACAAGGUUGAAAUUCAUAUCCAAACAAAAUUUUAUGCCUUCAAAUUUCAUAAAUUCACAGAACUUCUUGAAGAAUAUAGUAAAAUUCAAAACAAAUUAUGUACCCAAGGAAGUCAAAAUGUUUGAGAGCAUUACUUUGCAAUUCUGUCAUGUUUUAUGAGGGAAUUAUCUUUGCAAUUCUGUCGUGUUUUAUGAGGGAAUUAUCUUUGCAAUUCUGUCGUGUUUUAUGAGGGAAUUAUCUUUGCAAUUCUAUCAUGUUUUAUGAAAACUGUCUCAGAGUGUACACAUUAUUUAACUUGUUAGUGUUAUAGUUACUUGAUCAUGGUAUUUAUUAGUAGAAUAUAUAUCUGUAAAUAUAUUGUUGAAUGAUUGCCUUAAAUUCUAUCAAUGCACAAAUAAGUUAUAUCACAUUGUUAAUUUGUGCAAAAUGAAUCUUGAAAAGAGAAUAAAUUAUCAAUACACACUG
Molecule: messenger RNA, 7164 nt
Organism: Mercenaria mercenaria
Lineage: Eukaryota; Metazoa; Mollusca; Bivalvia; Venerida; Veneridae
Product: serine/threonine-protein kinase Nek10-like
Exons: 28
Coding region: 436-4263 (1275 amino acids)
Biological process (GO): protein phosphorylation
Molecular function (GO): ATP binding; protein kinase activity; protein binding
Source: RefSeq, a predicted model, not a curated record